UAAUAAUUAUUUUUAAUCUAUUUUAGAUGAGCAUCUGCCACUGACCAGACAUAGAACUGAUCAAAAUGUUAAUAUCGAGAAAUAGACCAUUUGGGUUUCUAAUAUUUUUUUCCACCGUAGGUUUUGAAGGUCUUGAAGGUGUAAAUGUUCCACUAGAUGUAGAUGAAGAUACUAUUACAAAUAUCAACGAGAAGCUCUAUAAGAUGGAAGAAUCAAUUCCUUCCUGGAUUUUAGAACAUGGAGAAUGGGUUUGGCACGGCGCCUUUGAUAGAUAUGGAACUCAUCGAGAUGUUAGAGAUAGAGUUCGAACUAGUUGGACAGAAGAUGAUCUAACUUCAAAUAUGGACGCUAGAGAGCGCUAUAAGAAUUAUCUAUUACACAAGAAGGUAAAACAUUUUCUAUACAAAUGGAGGAAAUUUAAUAAAGAAGAAUUAUGACUUACCAAAAAGAUUCCAAAAGCUUUAAGGCCUGAGUGAAAAAGUCAAAAUAUCAACAAUUAGAAAAUUGCCCAUUAUACGCGGCCAACAAUGAACUCCAAAGUCCAAGCCCUAUGCCUAAAUAGACUACCUAUCUACCCCUUAGAUGCUACACAGAGCUAGAUAUGAGUUGAAAAAAGAUCACGUGACUAUUAUUCCAUUUGGAAACUUUUUCCAGCAUGUCACACUUAUAGCUAAUUGUGUAGAAUAGAAUCUAGAUUUAUUGGAAAAUUAGUUAAGAAUUAAUUUCGAUCUAAGAAAGUUUCCGCCCUAAAUUUUAAAAGUUAUUAAUGGGUUAUCCUUUUAUUUAAAGGAAAGCGUAUCUGAUCAUUAAUGUGGAAGAUAUUGCCAUGUUUCUAG
This is a messenger RNA of Eurytemora carolleeae, 836 nucleotides long. RefSeq lists its product as uncharacterized. The coding region runs from base 66 to 437 and encodes 123 amino acids. NCBI's taxonomy places the organism in Eukaryota, Metazoa, Arthropoda, Copepoda, Calanoida, Temoridae. The transcript is spliced from 5 exons. The record is from RefSeq and is a predicted model, not a curated record.